GCUGAAUGUCGUUUCUCCGUAAGAAUAAAUGAUGAUGCGCAACGUAAUAAUAAUACAACACCAUAAUGAAUGUCAGAGAAAGGAAAAAGUCGAUGGAAAACUUCAUUUAGACGUGUUUAUUUUCAUUUUUCAACUGUUAAAGAGAAGUAUAUUACCUAGAAAUUUUUUGAGGGUUUUCAAAAGGUGAAAACGUAAAAAAAUGUCAGAAGCGUCUCCUCUAUCGAGGAAAGUAAACGAAAAAGCCGAAAAAAAUGAGAACACAGAAAAGAAAUCUUUUGAAGGGGAAAAAAUUAAAAAGCCCAACCCACGGGAGGAUGCCAAUGGCGAGGGAUCCGCCGAGCAAGAGCCUGUGGAUAAAAACAAUGUAUCAAAUAGUCCGAGUAUGACGGAGGUGUCAGAGGUAGAUGCCAAUGUUGGUAUUGAAUGGGACUUUGAGCAUGCUUUAAAGAUGUCAAAGGAUUGCCCCUUACUGGCCAAUCUAGCUUAUGAAAUGUCAAAAGUUUUCUGCGAUGUAUUCUCAGAGUUUACUUUCCAGAUUGACGGGCCACAAAAUUAUUUUGAGAAAUUUGAUGAUAAGUUUCUUACAAAGGUUCGAGAUUUUUCGAAUGAUUUGGGUUCAACGUAUGGAUUAAAUUCAACGGUUUUCCUCUCCUAUAUCCAAGCAAACGAGCCUUACCGGAAGUUGUUUGGUGAGGCAGAAAUCCCAUUGAGUGAGAUUCAAUUUUUUACUGGAACAAUUGAUUUAUUUGACGUAAGUAAUAAACAUUUUGUUUUGAUGGCAAUUGUCAUUGACAGUUUACUCGUGGUUGAAGAAGAUUCCCCAUUUUAUACCAAAGCAUUGCGUCUGUUUGAAGAACUAAUAUCAAGGUACUGUUUUUCUAAUACGUUUCCAUACAAAAAGAAUCCCGAAAAAUUUUUAUACACUUUAAUGCCCUACAAAACCCAGGCUGCCCUCGAUAUUGUGGGAAGAUCCGUUUGGAAAAAGCAAAAUAUUUUUGCUUUUUUAAAAAAUACUAUUGAAAAGUGCAUAUCCUCUCCUCCCAAAACAAUAAACCCAUACAGGAAAUUUGUGAUCGCUGUGUUUGAUUUCCUUACUGACUCCCAAUCUGUAAGACGAUUACACAAUACUUCUUUUGGGCAGAAAAGAUAUACUGCUAAUGCGGAAAAUAAUGACCUUCUUUCUCGUCUACGAAAAAGAGUAUCUAUGUCAAGCAGUCCUCCAGAAAAAGAGCCCAAAAAUGCUAUGGAAGAUAAUACUUCAGAUGCUGUUGAGGAGAAUUAUAUAAAUCCUGAAGCUGAAGCGGACAGUCUCCCUGUCUUUCAAUCCCAGGCUGAUGAGCAAUUGAAUGAUAGAUCAGAAACGCAAUCUAAAGAGACAUCACCGUCGCAUGUUCAUGAAGAUACGGUUGAAACUUCUAAUACUAACAGAGAAAAGAUAAAUGAUAUAAAUUCUUCUGAAAUGGAAGUACUGCAGUCUAUUUCCGAAGAAUUGUCUAUCGCAGUAGCGUCGCUAUCCGAGCAAACUAUCACCUCUGUCCAUAAUCAGGCGUCUUCACUCCUAGAAUUAAUUGAAGAGAGAAUUAAAUUAUUAGAUGAGAAAAAAAGAAUUACGAAGAACAAAAAAAGAGCCUCUUCGGUUCAAAAUCAAUCUUCAGCUGAUGUUAACCCGAAUGCCGUAUCCGAUGUCUCUAGUGUUGACGAAGAGGAUGAGGAUUUUCCACCAAUUCGAAACGCUUCUUCACAAGCCCAUUCUAGUGCCGAUCGGGCUGCCGUUAUGAGAACGUCUACAGAAAAGGCAGAAGAACGCGCUGAGUCACGAAGACAGGUGACUCCAUACGAAAAACUUAAAUUUCGCAGAAAGUGGACGGAAGAACAGGAGCGCGAACUAUUUAAUAUGAUUGAACAGUAUGGCUGCAGUUGGUCAAAAAUCGUUUACAUUCAGAAAAUUUAUGACAAGCCCCUAAGUCCUUUUACACCUACCCACGUUAAAGAUAAAGCAAGGUUAAUUAAAGCCCGCUAUAUGAAGCAACAUCAACUUCAAAAUCUAUACCAACAAUCACCCAACUGGAAGUAUGUAACGGUCGGACCAGCAUAUUGUGAAAUUCACAAAAUUCCUUACAACAAGGAAUCCUCAACAAUGGAGUGAAUUUUUAACUGAAUUUUUUUUUUCAAUUUCAGUAUGGGGAACGUUUUACUUUCUAUGAUGGAAAAUUUGGUUUCACCUGCACAUUCUUGCUGUUGGUAAUAAUGACUUGGGCCAAGGCUGUAAUGAAAGAGUUUAUAAACGUUCUAUAUAUUAUUUAAUUUAUUGAAGUAAUGGAAGAAGAGAAAAAGGGCAUGACCAAUUUUAAAAUGUAUCUGAAUCCGAAU
Schizosaccharomyces octosporus yFS286 is the source of this 2370-nucleotide messenger RNA. RefSeq names its product TRF Taz1. Bases 200 to 2146 code for a protein of 648 amino acids. The record is from RefSeq and is a predicted model, not a curated record. NCBI's taxonomy places the organism in Eukaryota, Fungi, Ascomycota, Schizosaccharomycetes, Schizosaccharomycetales, Schizosaccharomycetaceae. The transcript has a single exon.